This is a messenger RNA of Brassica napus (rape), 1988 nucleotides long. RefSeq names its product GDSL esterase/lipase At3g48460-like. Bases 737 to 1885 code for a protein of 382 amino acids. The transcript has 3 exons. Gene Ontology annotation, molecular function: hydrolase activity, acting on ester bonds. Lineage: Eukaryota; Viridiplantae; Streptophyta; Magnoliopsida; Brassicales; Brassicaceae. The record is from RefSeq and is a predicted model, not a curated record.
UCUUCAUAAUUUUUUUCUUAUUUAUAAACGAACAGUGUUUCACUCGAAGAAGUAUGACUUUGAUAAACACUAAAUAUGGAAGAGUGGAAAAACUUUUCUUUCGUACUUCUCUUUUGUUUUUGUUUUUAUUUUCAAAAUUUCGAACUUUGAUUUUAAUUCUAGAUUUGAUUAUUUCAUCUGAAGGUAUAAGCGUUUUUAUGUUUUUUGUUCUUUUAUUUGAAAAUAUAAUAUUUUUUUAAUAAAUGACUAUAAUGACAGUAUAACUCUAAAAAUUAUAUAAUAUGAUAUCAAACUAAAUAAUUAUGUUUUUGUAUAAAACCGAAUAUACCAAAAAUCGACGGUAUAUAAACCGAACCGAACCAAAGUAAAUAUAGAUUUAGAAUAGUAGUUAUAUUUUACUAACCGAAAUACCAAAAAACCGAAAAAAACUAAAAAAACCGAACCGAAACUGGACCGAUAUCCGGAUUGAACACCCCUAAUCAGCGUUCAUGAAUAUAGAGAUUAAAAAUAUGAACUGGGGUUAUAUAAUCCACAUGAAUCAUAAUUCACAUAUAAAAAUUUUUUAACACUUUUUAAUUAUUUUCGAAAUUCUUUUAUUUCAAAACCGGGAUCUGAUCUGCCAUAAUUCGUUAAAAUAAAAUAAAUAAUUUCCCCCACCAUUAUAUAUGUAACACUAGACCAUUCGGUGCAUUCCCAUUGAAAGAGCUUCACUUUUAAAUAUCAACCUCCUUCCACGAUGUCUCCCUCCAUCUCCCUUAUCCUCGCAACCGCUGUCUCCACCGCGAUCCUCUUCUUAUCCACAAUCUCCUCCGCCGCACCAACUUCCGGUGUCCGCCGUCCAUUCAACAGAAUCUACGCGUUCGGCGACUCAUUCACCGACACAGGAAACUCACGCUCCGGCGAAGGACCAGCCGGAUUCGGACACUUGUCAAGCUUUCCCUACGGCAUGACUUACUUCCUACGUCCAACAAACCGAUACUCCGACGGUCGACUCACCAUCGACUUCGUGGCACAGUCGAUGAACUUACCGUUCCUGCCACCGUAUCUCAGCCUCAGAUCCACUAACGGUAGUAAAGGCACAGCUGCUGAUAGUUACGGCGUUAACUUCGCCGUCUCUGGAGCAACGGUGAUUGAACACUCUUUCUUCUCGGAGAAUAAUCUGACACUGGAUAUGACUCCUCAAUCUAUCGAGACGGAGCUUGGCUGGUUCGAGAAGUAUUUAGAGACACUUGAAACUAGAGAUAAGGUUUCGUUGUUUAAUGAUUCUCUCUUUUGGAUCGGAGAAAUUGGAGUAAACGACUAUGCGUACACCGUUGGUUCUGCUGUCUCAAGCGACACAAUAAGAGAACUCAGUAUUUCAACACACACAAGGUUUUUGGAGACAUUGUUGAACAAAGGUGUAAGAUAUAUGUUGGUACAAGGACAUCCGGCAACUGGAUGCUUGACGUUAACGAUGACUCUGGCUGCGCAAGACGAUCGAGACAAUCUAGGAUGUGUUAAGAGUGUCAAUAAUCAGAGCUACACUCACAAUCUUGCACUGCAAUCCAAACUUGAAGAACUUAGGAUCAAGUAUCCGAACGCCACAAUAGUCUAUGCAGACUACUGGAACGCGUACCGUAAGGUAAUAAAGAACCCUAGUAAGUACGGUAUCUCCGAAAAGUUCAAGGCGUGCUGCGGAAUAGGAGAGCCGUAUAACUUUCAAGUGUUUGACACGUGUGGGUCAGCUUCAGCCACGGCGUGUAAGGAACCGAGUCGUUACAUUAACUGGGACGGAGUCCACUUGACCGAAGGCAUGUAUAAGGUUAUGGCCGAUAUGUUUCUUGAUGGCAGUUUCACUCGACCUAAGUUUAGUUACUUGUUGAACAAGAAACUAAACGGUUUAUGAUAGAAAGAUUUUACCGUUUUAUAUGUUUGGUUUUGGAGUUUUUGACAUUGUUUAGUGAAAUAUGAUCACACGAAUUUUUCUUAUUUUACCAGAAAAUGUGACC